UCUGGGUGGCUUUUCUGCUUUGUAUAAGAUGGACCAACAAUUGACCCCAAGUGAGUGCAACAUAAUGAUGCUCUACAGGAUCUUUGAUAAUUAUACUGUGAGAAAGGUAGCUGAACUGACUGAGAAGGAAUUCAAACAGUUGGUGAGAAGUGAAUUUCCAUAUUUUCUCAAGGAUAUACUAGAUCGUCCUUUAAAUAGACUAUUGAAUGAACCAAAGGAUCACAGCUUUGAAGAGGCUUUGGACAUGAUAGGAAGAAUUGGAAUGGUGUACUAUAAGAAGAUGAACAACAUUGCUUUUGAACAUUAGCAUCAUCACAUUGAUGUGCCUGGCAUUUAGGAGGGGGACAUAGCCAUGUCAACAGCUCCUAAGCAGGAGUUCUGCCCACCUUUCUUCUGUCCAACCAGGGCUUCAGAAAUUUACUGUCACAGGCAUUGAAAUUAUGGAUGUAUAUGGAAGUUUCAGGGAAAUAAAUUCUUUCUCCA
This is a messenger RNA of Mus pahari (shrew mouse), 483 nucleotides long. RefSeq names its product protein S100-A9-like. The coding region runs from base 29 to 307 and encodes 92 amino acids. NCBI's taxonomy places the organism in Eukaryota, Metazoa, Chordata, Mammalia, Rodentia, Muridae. The record is from RefSeq and is a predicted model, not a curated record. The transcript is spliced from 3 exons.